GAUUGGCUGAGCGCUUGUGUCGCUGGUUUAAUGUUUAAUGUUUUGUGCGCGUUGUUUUCACGGAUCAUUGUAUUUUCUCUUGUAGAUCGUCUGAUUGUAGGUUCGUCUAUUCCACACUAAAUCCAUUUCUUUGCUGUUAUUUUUUAAUGGGACGAUUAUCCUGCGGUUUGUGAAGUUUGGAUGUGAACACGACACUUUCACUUUCACACCGGACCAAAUGACGCAGGUGAAAAGUCUCACGUGCGAAUUCACAUGUUUUUGAUGAUCGAUGUAAAACAUGGCAUGUCCAGUGGCAGAGUUGAAGCCCCUGAAGCACAGCAGCAGUUACGAGAUUCUUCCUCCAGAUUUUUUGGAGCUGAGGCUUGUUCUUCUGGGGAGCAGCUGGAGUCUGAGGAGCUCUGUGGGAAACCUUCUUUUGGGAAAGUCUGGGUCCAUCAAAUUUUUACCUCAAUGUGUUAAAGUCAGAGAAACAUUCCAGAACAAACCAGUGACUGUGAUCUACACUCCAGACCAGCUCUUCUCCACCACCUCUCAACAAGAACUCCAGCCGUUCAUACGAGACAUUAAAGAUCUGAGUGCCCCUGGUCCUCAUGUGUUCCUGCUGGUUCUACAGCCUGAGGACUUCACUGAGCAACACAAAAGCAGACUACAGUCAGUCCUGGAGAGCCUCAGUGAGCAGGCCUUCCAACAUUCACUGGUGCUGAUGUUCAGGCCACAAGCAGAGACACCAGGGUCCAUGGAGAAAUACAUGAGACAGACACAUAUAAGAGACAUGAUCAUCAGAUGUAGAUACAGAUAUAUGUGGAUGCAUCACUCUGAUCUAUAUCAACAUGAUCUGGAUCUGAAAGUAUUUAAACGUAAAGAGCUGUUCUCAAGAAUCUGUGACAUGUUGAAAGAGAACAGUGGAAAUCAUCUGAGCCCUGACCCCUCUGAGGAGGAAGACUCAGGUCUGACUUUGGCCGUUGGUACAAAAGAGAAACCCUCUCUGAACCUGGUACUUUUUGGGAGGAGUGGAGCAGGGAAGACCUCAGCAGCUGAGUCCAUUUUAGGGCAAGCAGAGCUCCCUGCAGCAAGCGGCCCAGGGCAGUGUGUUAAACAUGAGGGAGAGGUGUGUGGGCGUCGGGUGUCUCUGAUGGAGCUGCCAGCUCUGUCUGGAAAACCUCUGGAGGCAGUGAUGCAGCAGUGCCUCCGCUGCAUCUCCCUCUGUGCUCCUGAGGGCGUCCACGCCUUCAUCCUGGUUCUACAGCAGGGUCCCCUCACCGACGAAGACAAGGAGGAGUUUGAAAUCUUACAGAAAACAUUGAGCGCUCAAGUCAAAGACUUCACUCUGGUCCUUAUCUCCAUGGAGUCGGAUGCUGCUGAACCUGUGGACUUCUUCAAAGAAAGUGGUGUGGACCUGGAGGAGUUGUGUCAGAUCUGUGGAAGAAGAGCCCUGUGUCUGAACAUCAGGGACCCACAGCAGGUCCUGGAGGUGAUGAAGACUGUGGACAAACUAACACAAGGGGGCACCAGAGCCUACACCAAAGACAUGUUUACAGAAGCUCUAAUAGAGAAAACACAGAAGUCUCCACAGAUAUAUUUGAGCCAGAUGGAACUGAGGAUUGCUCUGAUUGGUAAAAGUGGCAGCGGGAAAAGUGCUUCUGCAAACACUAUUCUGGGGGAGAGAUGUUUCCAACCAAAAGCUGCUCCAAAAAGAGCGAAGGCGAGGUGUGAGGCGGUGUGUAGGACGGUGCAGGGACGGCAGGUGAUGGUGGUGAUCACGCCCCCUUUAUUUAACAGGAGUUUCAGUGAAGAGGAGCUGUCCAAAUGCAUUUCUCUGCUGGCUCCAGGACCUCACGCAUUUUUACUGCUGCUGCCGAUUGGGAACAUCCACAAUGAAGACCGCCGAUCCCUGCAGCUGAUCAGAGAGAGGCUCGGAGAAAAGGCCAUGCAGUUUGUCAUGAUUGUUUUCACCAGAGGAGACGAACUGGAGAAUCAGUCUUUUCAGAAUUACAUAGAAGAAUGUGAUGACUUUGUUAAGGAAAUGUUAAAGGAGAGUCGGGGCAGGUGCCACAUCUUAAACAAUAAAGAUGAAAGUAAUUGCGCACAAGUUGCAGAAUUACUGAGGAAGAUUGACAAAAUGGUGCAGACAAACUGUGGCUUCACCAAAGAAAUGUUUGAAAGUGAAAGAAAAGAGAUUCAGCAUGAGAUGGAUGUCAAAGCGCUGAAAAACCAACUUACCGAGAACAGUAGAAGGUUUGAGCAGGAGAAGGCGCUGAGAGACAGGCAGCUCAAAGAAACAGAGGAGCUAAUCAAACAGGAGCGCCGGGAACGGAUGAAAGAGCAGGUGGAGGAAACGAAGAGACGCAGACGAGAGGUGGAAACGGUGCGUGUGGAGUGGAAGAAGAGGGUGGAGGAGGUGGAGAGGAGGGCUGGAGGAGAAGCCGAGGAGAGGCGGAGAGCGGAGAAACAACUGGAGCAGCUCCGCAGAGAGAUGGAGCGGCGGAGGCAGGAGUGGGACAAGGAGAGGGCGGACAUCUUGGAGAGUCGCUGUCAGGAGUUGAAGCAGAAUCUGGAGGUGCAGUCGGAGAGCUACAGGCAGCUACUGGAGGAAUACCUCCGCAAACGCAAAAAGUGGACAUGGAUUCUGUUUGUGUCACUGCUGUUUUCUUUGUUUCUGGGAUAUUAUUUUCUCCUCAGCCACAACUGAAGACACGGGGCCUCCAUCCCAUUCUUUUAACACUCUAUGAAUAUUACACUUAAAGACACUGAAAACUUGCAAACAUACAGCACUUCAGAGUCACAGUGCGAUCCAACAUUUAUGUAAAUUUGUCUGAGCACAUUCUGUACUGUACAGGAGACACGGCGUGGAGGAGACUGAUGGACAGUGGUCUACAGUCCUUUAGCCAAUCAGGACGCAGAACACAAUGCACGCUCAUACACUGCAAAAAAGCAUGCAAAAUUCAGAGGCCAAAAAACAGCGAGGCCGCUAAAGGUGAACCACGAUAUAGUGAGGGACAACUGUAAUUGUACUUUUUUGAGUAGAUAUUUAUACCUGUACUUGCACUUGUGUAUAAUUGCAGCCAUAUAAUUGUAAUUUUCUUUUUAAAAAUAAUUUAAGUUACUGAAUAUUGCACAAGUCCCAAUUCUGUAAUCCAUGUCAUGUCUGUGUUUGCUCCUUUCUAUCACGACAAACACAUAACAGCACUGAAUCUGCAAGUUGUGGUUUAAUAUGACUACAUUUAGUUUUACCCAUUUUGAUUGAACACAUUUUGUAUAAAAGUGUGAUCUACAAAGCUUCUAAAAUUGUGUGACAGGGUGACUAGUAACCAGUAUUGAGUAUUAUUUGUCACUCACUUUUUACUUUUACUUAAGAACAAUUUUGGCUGCAGUAUUUGCACAGUACAUUAUUAGCGAUGUAUCAAAUUUUCUGUACUCUUUUCACCGCUGCCGAUUUUUCAUGUAGUAGAGUAAGUCUGUUUAGUCCCUGUACAGAUGCAUUACUUGACGAAGAUACAAUCCAAAUGUGAUGCCAUAGCAAAACCCCACGACGUAAAGCUGCACGAUCUUCAUUUAAAGCCCACCCACAGUUACAUAGUUCAUAGUAUAAUUUAAUAACAUUCUUAUUCUUGAGUCUCCAUUAAAUAUACCGAAUGUUUAUUUUACUUUCAGAAACAUGUAUUCUCAAUGUGAGUGGGCUUGUCUAAAUGGAGAUCACAAAGUUUAAAGCCAUACCGUGUAACAUUCUAGAAAGCAAAGAAGAACAUGUUCCUAGAAACAGUGGCGUAAAAUUGUACAGCUCCUGCAGUUGUCAUCACACAAUCCCAUCAUGCACCUCCAGACCCCAUACUGGCAGAGAAGCGGCUUACCAUAGAAACUAACUCCAUCGGCCAAAAUGAACAAACCUUUUAGGACUUUCAGAGAUUGUGGAUUAUUUUUGCUCACCGGGAUGUAAACAUUAUCAAGUGUAGAAGAAACCGUAAUCCUAACUCUUUUUACAGGAUUUGUCAUGCUCCAGAUUGAAAGCAGAAGUGUUUUUCUGCAACUACACAGGCUGCAGCUAAGCGAGCCGUUUCAUUAGAUAUGAAUGUAUUUUUAUGUUGAUAUAUUUUUGUUUAUUUGGUUUUAUUUUAAUGAUUCAACCAUUGUUUCACGAUUCAAAAACUGUAUGUUUGUGUCUUGUCAUUAGCAUUAUAGUCUAUUUAUUAGGGCAGUGAGAGUAGUCUGAAGAGAGAUGAUCCCAAAGGCAUUUUUCUUAACACUGUUCAUGUGCAUAACAUGAAUUGACUGCUUAGAAAUGUUGACUGUAGAAAAUAAAAUCCCAAACUAAAGUUAAAGCAAUGUUAUUUGUUUUUAUUACAUUGACAUGGGUAAUUUAGCUGCCAAGUAGGCCACAACAUCUGCACAUUAGUUAAAGCACUAACUUUGCUAUUUCAACUGUUUCACAAAGUUUAUUUCAAAAACUUUAUUUGUCACAGACAUCUCCAGGGAUCUUUUGUGACGUGGUAUAAGAAGGUCAAAAGUAAACCAGAUGUCCUGUUAUGGCAGAGUUAAGAUGAAUUCAAUGCGAUCUGUUCUCUUUAAACUUACACCCGUGCCAGGUAAUAAUGUUUAAUCGGUUUAGUUUUAAGAUAAAUCAUUGUCUAUGAUUUCAUUUUAAAAAAAAGAACAUCCAAAGGCAGACUCCUGGCCUUUAUUACCACUAAUUUACACCUAUCAAAUUUUAUC
Molecule: messenger RNA, 4707 nt
Organism: Periophthalmus magnuspinnatus
Lineage: Eukaryota; Metazoa; Chordata; Actinopteri; Gobiiformes; Gobiidae
Product: GTPase IMAP family member 8-like
Exons: 4
Coding region: 278-2689 (803 amino acids)
Molecular function (GO): GTP binding
Source: RefSeq, a predicted model, not a curated record